GAUCACGAUAGUAGAGUGGGCAGUGUUAGCUGGCUACUGCUUCGUCCAGUGUUGAUCAUUUAAUAUUCCGGGUAUUGUUAAGCCAUUAAAAUAACACAAUAACGAAAUGAAAGUAAUUUAGUUAGAUAAACUAUGCGGUUAUUCAUGACUGAACUUCUCGGCUAGUCGUGUGUUCAUUGUUAAAUUAUUUAUUCUAAACGGGAUCCGAAAAUGUGUUCCUAACUGCAAGAAACGUGGCAUGGGGAAAAUAGGGAUGCUGUGAGAUCUGCAGUAAUGCCACAUUUGGACGAAUAUGCUGGAAGCAGUGUGUGGCGCACAGUAGCCUAUGCAGAAUUUACGGAUAACAAACACCAAGCUGUCUUAACAAGACACAGAACUUGUCUAUUAACUAAAAGACGAAAAUAUUUAUUUGUGCUAAUUUCUCAAUCCCGUCGUUUAUAGGGCUCUGUGCGCAGUAACCAAUUCUGCACCGCUAGUAAUUGCAUUGUCAUACAUAGCAUACUGGUGCCUGUCCUGUGGGCAUAGUCUAGUUUAUCAUUACUUCACAGAUUAAUUGGGAUGUUGUAAUGGAAGCGAUUUGGAUCUACCAGUUCAGAUUAAUCGUAAUUGGUGACUCGACAGUGGGAAAAUCCUGUUUGCUGCGUCGCUUCACCGAAGGGAAAUUCACGGAUAUAUCUGAUCCGACGGUGGGGGUAGACUUCUUUGCCCGCCUGGUGGAGAUCGAACCAGGCAAGCGUAUCAAACUUCAACUCUGGGAUACAGCAGGCCAAGAGAGAUUCAGAUCCAUAACACGCUCGUACUACAGAAAUUCCGUGGGAGGAUUGUUGGUCUUUGACUUGACCAACCGGCGGUCGUUUGAACACUUGAAAGACUGGUUAGAGGAGGCAAAGAUGCACGUGCAGCCAUUUCAAAUAGUAUUCCUCCUGGUGGGCCACAAGUGCGACCUCGCGCAACUGCGCCAGGUGAGCCGCGAAGAAGCUGAGAAAGUGGCUUUGGCCUUUGGCAUGAAGUACGUCGAGACCUCAGCGAAGGACACUGUUAAUGUCGAAGAAUCUUUCACUAUACUAACGAGGGAUAUCUACGAACGCGUGAAAAGUGGUGAAAUAAACAUUCAAGAGGACUGGGAAGGGGUGAAAAGUGGAUUUAUCCCUAAUGUUGUCCACUCUUCAGAGGAAGCGGUAAAACCAGGUCGAAGGUGCCCGUGUUAGUGCAGUCGAGUGUGGAAGUUUACAGCAUCCUGCAGCCAAAGAUAAGCGAUGACCCAGGGCGGAAUUUUAACAAUGCACAGUGGAAACUGCAUCAUUACCGGAAACAUGUCAUCCUUGAAGCAAUCCAAAGAUUGUUAUAGUUUAACACUAUAGUAGGCUAUUACUUAUUUUGCGAAUAACUAUAUCAUGGUGUGAUAUAACUCAAAAUGUAAAAUAUACCAAAAGCCUGGAGCUGUGUCAUUUCCCCCAUGCCUAGGCCUAUAUGCUAGUUGCCUACUUAUUUGCAGAAGCUUAUAAUGCAAAUUUCAGAUCCUUGUUUACAUAAGAACUCGACAAUAUUUUUUCGAGUUUAUGCAGUGCUGGAGAAGAAAAACAGCAUAUAAUACCUUUGAUUGAAUUGAUUUGUUGAUGUAUGUGCCUCAACUCGAAAGAUAGGCUACCAAAAGCAAGAAUUAUCUGUCUGAUUAAUGAAAGGGCUAAGAAUGUAUUUUGAUGAUGUCAGUUACAUUCGCAUGUAACAAGAGACCGCUUCGUCCACAUUUUCAUAUUAUAUUUCACUGCCAAGCUAUUUUAUGUGGUGUGGUUGAAACCCCAGUACAAUUCAAUAUUUAAGAUUUAUUGAAGAGAACCCAACGCAUUUAACUGUCUGUGAGUCACAGUCCUUGUCUUUCCCAAAAAAGUCAAACAUCUUUACCCAGCCCAAUCACAUAGGCUAGGCAUUUUAAAGAUGUAGCCUAUUUAGCUCAGAAAAUAAUUUCCCCUGUUCAUGUCAAAUAAUGUUAAUAGUGCAUGGCACCAUGGACUAGCACAUUUGAAAAUCCAAAUUGACAAAACAACCAUCUGACAAUAAAAUGAGAGCGUGUGAAAUUUGAAUGUGAGCAGUCGUUCCAGACGCACAUGUGCCUGGAUUUCUCCCUUUAGCCUAUAUCAUACAAAUACAUACAACGAAUUUGUAUGCCCCCGUUCCCGAUUUAAACUAUUAGCUGGUGGGUUAAUCUGUGGCACUUGAAAAUGAACACAUCACAAAGGUGUGUUCUUGUUUGUACUAAAAAUGAACUACUGAUUUAUGAUCGAUGAAUGUAGUGUCUGCUGUAUUGUGUGGUGUCAUUAACAAUGCAUUCACGGUGAGUUGACGCCAAAGGAAGUCCCAAAGGAACAAAAUGUGUUUUGAGCACUGCACAUUUUGUGUUGCAAAUGCAAUCAGUAGCAUUGAAUGGUUUUGUUUGUUUCCAAUUUCUAAUGUCAAACUUUUAAAGAUUUCUUCCCGAUAUAAAACUUUCGCGUUCAUAGUAUUUGAGGAUAGCUACUAUAGCCGAUAUGCAAACGGCAAAUACAGUGCAAAGACUGAGUGUUGAAACGAGAACAGUGCGAUUGGCAAUUGCUAUGUGAUAAUAUCGCAUUAUGUAUCUUAAAAGACAAUGCUUAAUUGCUUAUGUAGCAUUACAGCUGUGCGUUGAAUACAGACCUUUCCUCAAUAAAUAAUGUAUUGAAAAACAAA
Molecule: messenger RNA, 2706 nt
Organism: Conger conger (European conger)
Lineage: Eukaryota; Metazoa; Chordata; Actinopteri; Anguilliformes; Congridae
Product: ras-related protein Rab-39A-like
Exons: 2
Coding region: 567-1208 (213 amino acids)
Biological process (GO): Rab protein signal transduction
Cellular component (GO): Golgi membrane
Molecular function (GO): GTP binding; GTPase activity
Source: RefSeq, a predicted model, not a curated record